Molecule: messenger RNA, 1686 nt
Organism: Aspergillus piperis CBS 112811
Lineage: Eukaryota; Fungi; Ascomycota; Eurotiomycetes; Eurotiales; Aspergillaceae
Product: SEC14 family lipid-binding protein
Exons: 4
Coding region: 93-1382 (429 amino acids)
Source: RefSeq, a predicted model, not a curated record
CUCAGCUCCUUCAAGGACCCGCUUCAUCUUCAAUACUUCCUCCUUUGCAAUCGCCCAAUUCAAAGCAUACCCAAUCUCCUUAAUCCAGCACAAUGCCUUUCUGGGGAACGAAGUCCUCUCAACCUGCGGCGGAGAGCGACGCCAAAUCUACGCAUGACGCGACCGAUCCUAUCAACGAUCCCGUUGCGUCGGCCUCGCAGGCGGCUGGCACGGCGUGGCUCGCUGGCCAUCUCCACCACCUGACUGAUGACCAGGAGAAGAAGCUGGAAGAGUUCAAAAAACUGUGUGAGGAGAAGGGUUACUACAAGCCGGAACGGGAUGGAGAGAAGGCCAGCCAUGAUGAUGCGACGAUGCUGCGCUUCCUUCGCGCGCGCAAGUUCGACGUUGACGGCGCUUGGGGCCAAUUUAAGGACACCGAGGAUUGGCGCCGGGAUAAUGCCAUUGAGUCGCUCUACGAGAACAUUGAUGUGGACUCCUACGAUGCUGCCCGGCGAAUGUAUCCCCAAUGGACCGGUCGUCGAGACCGCCGAGGUAUUCCCGUCUACGUUUUUGAGAUCAAGCAUCUAAACAGCAAGAACAUGGCUGCAUACAACGAGACCAUGUCCUCUUCAACCACGGCCGAAACGCACCAGUCCUCCACGGUCCCGCAGCGCCUUCUGCGUCUGUUUGCUCUCUACGAGAACCUCCUCAACUUCGUCAUGCCUCUGUGCUCGAAGCUUCCUCGUCCUAACCCCGAAACUCCCAUUGUCACCUCUACCAACAUUGUGGAUGUUAGUGGCGUUGGGCUCAAGCAAUUCUGGAACCUGAAGGGGCACAUGCAGGAUGCUAGUGUUUUGGCUACUGCUCACUACCCGGAGACCUUGGACCGGAUCUUUAUUAUCGGUGCUCCUUCUUUCUUCCCUACAGUCUGGGGUUGGAUUAAGCGCUGGUUUGACCCUGGAACCACUUCGAAGAUCUUCAUCCUCUCCGCCGCCGAAGUAAAGCCCACCCUGACAGCCUUCAUGGACCCGUCCAGCAUCCCCAAGCAGUACGGUGGCGACUUGGACUGGCAGUGGGGCGACAUGCCUUAUCUCGACGAUGAGGCCCGCAAGGUCGUCGGCGCCCUGGAAACUCCUCCCGCCGAGGGAGAGACCAAGCCUGAUUUCAUCAAGGGCCCAGUUCUGUUCAAGGACGACCACGUCGAAGUCCUCGGAAAGGUGAACGGCGAGAGCCGCAAAUCCAACAUCCCUGUUGGCGCAACUCCUCCUGCUCAAUCAAACACCACCUCCCCAGUGCAGGUCGAAAAGCCCACUGAGCAGGAGCAGACCAGCGAGAACGAGAAAGUCCCCCUGCAAGAACCGGCUCCCGCAUCGGAAACUGAGACGCAAACAGUGACUGCAUAAGUCAUACGUUCCUAAUCUCUUCCUUCCACACUUUUCACUGGUUUUUACUUCCCUUUCUUCGUCGAAGGUACCACUAAUAGAACCCAACGCACGGCGCCAGCGGUUAUCUCAUUACCCUCUUCUCCCACAAGCUACACUACUGUUCUAGAUAAUAUACCACUUUCCUACCAUUGGUUUUCCUCUUCACAUAUUGUAUUGUCCUUUCCCGGGCUUGAACAAGCAUCAUCAUUGUCUUAUAUACUACUUUUCUUUUUCCAUAUUGUCAUUUGCAGGAUCUGUCAUAGGUGUGACUUGGGUGUGUGCG